AUGCCCAAGGCCGUCGAACCGCGCGCGGUAGCGAUUCCAGCGGCCCGGCAAGCCACCAGCGAUGGGCCGCAAAGCAUGCAUGCCCCGCUCAAGCCCUCGGAGAAGCGCGGAGCGACUGCACCGCGCCCUAAUCGCUGCUGGGCCUCAGGUGCACAGCCAACAGAUGUGCCCUCGGUAACAGGCCAUGGGGACCCAGAGGUGGCGGAGAGAGGGGCGGCCAGCGCCAGGGGGAGCACAGGGCGCAAGCCACUGCCGCCACCCUCUGGGGCGCUGCGUGACUCAGGACAUCUGGAGCCACCUGGGUCCAAAGGCUCCAAGUCGCGGCCGACUUCGGCUCAGGGGCAAGUUGACGGCCACGGAACACAAGGAUCUGAGAAGACAAGAGCUACUUCCGUCCUGCCGGCGAGUGGUCGUCAUCCACUGCCCGCCGGCGCCGCCGCGGCCGCGGUGGCGGCUAUGGAGGCGAUCAAUGGCGGGGAGGCGCAAACACUGCCGGGUGUGGCAGUAAUGGGCGAGUUUGUGUCGGACAAGCACGUGUCGCCUCUCAGCUGCGAGUGCGGUCACCCAGCCCCGCAGGCGCUCUUUGUAAUCAACCUCCCUUUUCUAGCCUUUUCAGACCAGAAGCCCGAAACGACAGGGCAGCACUCCGGGAGCGCCUACGCCUCCUUUCGCGAUGCGGGGUUCCGCAUCGGCAGCGGCGCUGGCGUCGCCGACAAGGUACCUAUAGACUCGAUACUGGCUCUGUACCGGGGCGGAGCAUAA
Molecule: messenger RNA, 762 nt
Organism: Symbiodinium sp. CCMP2592
Lineage: Eukaryota; Dinophyceae; Suessiales; Symbiodiniaceae
Source: the annotation of a GenBank genome assembly